Molecule: messenger RNA, 800 nt
Organism: Cariama cristata (Red-legged seriema)
Lineage: Eukaryota; Metazoa; Chordata; Aves; Cariamiformes; Cariamidae
Product: solute carrier family 22 member 13-like
Exons: 4
Biological process (GO): transmembrane transport
Molecular function (GO): transmembrane transporter activity
Source: RefSeq, a predicted model, not a curated record
AUGUCAGGCAUCGGGGAAAUUUUGAAAGCGGUUGGUGAUUUUGGGCCAUUUCAGAAAUGGCUGGUACUGUUCACCUUGUUUCCCUGCCUCACGGUGGCUUUCCACCAGUUUUGCCAACUUUUUAUGAUUCCACACGUGCCACAUCACUGUGACACCAGCUGGAUCCGUGCCAUCGGCCCCAACCUGACGGAGGAACAGCAGCUGAACCUCACCCUGCCCCGGGACGUGGAUGGGGCGUACGAGCAGUGCUCCAUGUACUCACCGGUGGAUUGGGACCUCGACUCCAUCAUGACAUAUGGCCUGAACGCCACGGAGAAAUGCAGCAGUGGCUGGGUGUACCCCUCAGCAGAACCGCCAUCCCUGCUGACCGAGUUUGACCUGGUGUGUGACAGGAAGGACCUGAAUGACAUCUCCCAGUCUGUCUACAUGGCGGGGCUUCUCCUAGGAUCCAUGAUCUUUGGGCCACUAAGUGACAGGAUUGGCCGCCGACCAGUCAUUCUGAUCUCUGUCUUCCUCCAGUGCUUGUUUGGUGUAGGAAUUGCCUUUGUGCCCCAUUUCUAUGUGUACAUGGCCUUCAGAUGUGUCGUGGGGGCUUCAGUGUCAGGGAUCACCAUGACGAUACUGGCCUUAGCUACAGAAUGGGUUGGUGUCUCCUCCCGGCCAAAGGCAGUGCUUAUUUCUCACUGCUGUUUCGCCAUCGGACAGAUGCUUUUGGCUGGAUUGAGUUAUGGUAUUCGCAACUGGAGGCUGCUGGAGAUUGCAGGAUCUGCUCCUAUAUUUGUCUUUUUCUUCUACAUCCG